AUGGAAUAUUUGAUUCUCUCGUACACUGUACAGCUUCAUUCAACCCUAUUUUACUUUAGUAAGUCGAACUUUACAGGAUUUUCAACAUGUAAAAAGGGCUUUGUCAAUGUUUCCAACUGGUGCUUUUCGUUCCAUCGCAAAGGAGAAACUUUUGCGAAGUCUGUUGAGAUUUGUGAGGAAACGGGGGGAGAAAUGGUGAUUCUGGAUUCACGGGAGAAAGAAAUAGCUCUCACGAGUUACAUGGCAGCCCACAAUUUUUCAUUCCACAUGUCCAUACCAUAUCGAGAGGUUUUAAAUUUAUUUUUUUUUCAGGGUUUGCGAAAGUCAUAUUUGACUUUAAAAGCAGCAGAAGAACAUGCCGAUAAUUUUUGUGAGUUUUACAAGAAGUAUAAUGCUACAAAACCAACAUCAAAAAUGUACAUCCCAAAUGCCAAGUUACCUGUGGAGUUUAGUGAACACAACCGUGCCAACUUAACAACACCUACCGGCUUCUGCAUCAAGACAUCCAGUAUUCCAAACGCAGGCCUCGGGGUAUGGACAGAAACCGAGAUCCCCAUUUAUAAAGUGGUAGGGAUCUACGAAGGGGAAGAGUUCUUUGACGACAAUGAUCAGGAUCACCUGUAUGCAUGGAUACUCAACUCGGGUGACAAAGGUGCAGCGACACAUUUUGUUGAUGGAGCCUCCCCCGCCAAAAGCAACUGGUUGAGGUAUGUCAACUGUCCUAGAAAUUCCAAAGAAGAAAAUGUCCAUUCCGUGAUCUGUGACGACUUGGUAUUUUAUAUGACGUCACAAGUUGUGACACCAAAUACUGAGUUACUUGUGUGGUAUGGAAGUUGGUACGGAUUUCGGUUAGGAAUCAAAAGCGUGCAUCCGGAGGACGAUCUAGAUCUGGAUAAUGCAUUUUAUGUUCGAGUUAGCAACUUAAAUCAAGAUUAUCCUGGAAAAUUUAGAUUCCACGACAACACCACUGUAACAUACACAAACUGGAAUCCUUCAAAGAUUAAUGAAUUUAACGAAGAUGAAUACUGGGAGCAUAUCAACGAACCGUUUGGAUUAUUACUUUCACAUAAAGAGGGGGAAUGGAGUUGGGUACCCGAGAAAGAUUACUCUUAUUUUACUGGUGAAGGGGGGCUAUAUCUGCCGUUUAUUUGCGAAUACAGUUCGAAUUUAAAACAGUGACUUUC
This is a messenger RNA of Saccostrea cuccullata (small rock oyster), 1184 nucleotides long. RefSeq lists its product as uncharacterized. Lineage: Eukaryota; Metazoa; Mollusca; Bivalvia; Ostreida; Ostreidae. The record is from RefSeq and is a predicted model, not a curated record. The coding region runs from base 1 to 1179 and encodes 392 amino acids. Gene Ontology annotation, molecular function: protein binding. The transcript is spliced from 7 exons.